Ceratitis capitata (Mediterranean fruit fly) is the source of this 2246-nucleotide messenger RNA. Its product is annotated as kelch-like protein 17. NCBI's taxonomy places the organism in Eukaryota, Metazoa, Arthropoda, Insecta, Diptera, Tephritidae. The record is from RefSeq and is a predicted model, not a curated record. Bases 505 to 2163 code for a protein of 552 amino acids. The transcript has 8 exons. Gene Ontology annotation, molecular function: protein binding.
GUAGCCACAGUAAAGUUGAGUCUACAAACAUUAAAAAGAAGUAACUUAAUUAUAGUCGAAAACAUAGCUUUUAGUCUUCAAUUUGUGAUAUUUCAUUGAAUCAGAAAAUACAUAAAAAUUUAGAGUUAAUUUUGGCACACCCUUUAGAACAGGAAAAAUGUUUUAAAUCACCCAUCAAGAGCUUUUCUCGAAAUACCUUCCACAAGUACUUUUCUUGUGCACGGAGAACGAUCCUACGCUUUACAAAACAUUCAAAUUCACACACUGAUGCGCAAACAGACGCCAAGAAGCCGAGAAUAAGAUCUACUCAAAAUAUAAACAAAUGACUUAAUUUACCGCUGAUUGCGCACAUAUUUUCAUUGUAAAUUCGAACUUCUAAAAGCGCAGAAGUGAGCAAGUCUAGUGAAGUGAAGUGAAGUGAAGUGGUUUCAGACAAAAAAAUUCUUACAUAAAAAUUACAAUAAUUAUUAUUUAAUUCGUUUUAAGCAAUUUAUCCCGGUAGAAAUGGCAAGCAGCAUUGCACCGUCAACCCCUGCAGAGGAUUGCUCCAAAUUUCCUCAAAAACUUCUAAGUGGACUUCGGCAGUUUUAUGAUGAGCAAAAACUGGUGGACGUAACAUUUAAAGUUUAUAAUCCUACUGCUUUAAUUCCCGCCCACCGUUUGGUAUUGUCAGCUACCAAUACGUUCUUCGAGAAUCUUCUUAGCAGAGAUCCAGGUGUAACACCGUUCAUCGAAAUAAGCGAUAUUGACAGUGAUACCUUUGAGCGUCUGAUCGCAUUUUGUUAUACAGGAAAGACGCUUAUUACCCACGAUAAUGCCGCUGAAAUGCUAAAGGCGGCAAAUAUUUUGCAACUGGAUGAGGCUGCUGCUGACUGCGUGAAUUUUAUUUUUGAAAAUAUAACGGAAUUAUCACUGGAGCGGGUAUAUGCCCUGGAACGCGAGACUCAGUGUGAACGUCUUCGGCAGAAAAUCCAGGAGUAUGAAAUACAACAUUUCAUGGAAAUAAAAGGCAGUGCUGAAUUCAUGAAUUUUGACUAUGAAAAAUUGAAGGAAAUCGUGGAAAGCGAAGACUUGAAUGUGUCUAGCGAAGAAGAUGUCUUUGUCGCGAUAAAAAUUUGGUACGAACAUGAUACUGCCGGCCGUGAACGUCAUUUGCCAGACCUCAUUGGUUGCUUGCGUCUCUUGCAAUUCGAUACGAAUUUCAUAUUGACAAAUAUUCAACCGUUGGCAGGAUGUGAGUCGUUGGCUUUUCGGGCCUUACUAUGGGUCAGUCAACCUUUAGCUCGCACAAGGAUUUCAUUAAAAUUCACGGGACCGCGAGAAUCUUUACGUACAAAUCUUGAAGAGAUGACCUGUUUGGCGGUGGAGAUAAAUUCUGUCAAUGCCACUAGUUGUCUCUUACGAUACAAUAAAACUGAAGAUAAAUGGAUAAAAUACGCAGAUUUAGAUACACAGGGUGUCUAUAGGUUCAGUGUUAUUCUUAAUGAUGACAAUCUAAUCUUCACCGGAGGACAAAGAAAUGAAGUUAGAAGCUGGAAUUUGCGUACCAAAACAUGGAAACAGCUGCCAAACAUGACUCACUCUCGGAGCUAUCACAGUGCUGCACUUUUAAAUGGCAAAAUGUACGCGAUUGGUGGAUUUAAUGGAAGGACUUCUCUAGCGUCGGUAGAAGUAUUCUCCUCCACGGGUGGAUGGCGGGAGGUAUGCAACAUAAAUACACCACACGAGUACGCAGCUGCAGUGACCUUAAAUGGCAACAUUUUCGUUAUGGGAGGUCGCAAUAACUUUGAAGUCUUAAAUUCUGUUGAACGCUACGAUCCAACCACAGAUAACUGGACUUAUUGUGCGAAUAUGAAUUAUUCGUGUGAAUUUCCUGGUGCAGCCGUGCACAAAGGAUUCAUAUAUGUUGUAGGGGCGGAGGAGGCUGAGCGAUACGAUCCACAAAGAGAUGUGUGGACUAUGAUCUCUUCUUUACCUACCAAUAAUCAGCAGCAUGCUUGUAUUUCCUUAAACAAUCAAUUAUGGGCUAUCGGCGGAUGGUGCGGUCAACGAACAGAUUGCUCUUAUGUUUAUGAUGACGAAAGCGAUCGGUGGAUGGAAAAGGCUCAUCUCCCUAAUCCUGGUACAUACUCCUGCUUUGUAGUGCCUGAAGCUUUCUUAUAAUUGGAAUAAAUAAAAUAAUAAAAUAUGAAAACUUACAAAAAUAUUUUUUUACAUAAAUAAAAGUGAAAAUAAUAAAACUUCAA